This is a messenger RNA of Hippocampus comes (tiger tail seahorse), 4143 nucleotides long. RefSeq names its product zinc finger TRAF-type containing 1 (gene zftraf1). Lineage: Eukaryota; Metazoa; Chordata; Actinopteri; Syngnathiformes; Syngnathidae. Gene Ontology annotation, cellular component: nucleus. The transcript has 6 exons. The record is from RefSeq and is a predicted model, not a curated record. Gene Ontology annotation, molecular function: zinc ion binding. Bases 1021 to 2130 code for a protein of 369 amino acids.
CUUGUAUUUCUGGUUGUAUCAAUCAUGAAUAAUAAUACAGUAGAGGGUCUCCCAGAACCAGUCAGACCACUUGCAGCUGACUGCACAAGCAGAACGCUGCAAUAUGUAAAUCACCACAAGCCGUAAACUGCUUGUUGGGGGCUGUUUUAACUUAUCUACCAUCCAGUAGUUAGCAGUUAGUCAUCAAAGCGCCUUGGAGCAACGACGUGGGCGCCGACGAGUUCUCAAAGGUCUUUAAAGAGCAGUCAGCUGACACAACUUUGGGCAGCUUUCAAAGCCCUCUUGCUUCGUCUGCGGCCAUUGCGCAUGCGCGCUCCCCAACUCUUUAAAUACCCCCAAGUCAUCUGUGGCCGCAGCAAAACAUUCCGCCGUCCGCCGAUUCGACACGAUCAGGCGUGGAGGACGAAAGGCGGCCAUUGACAUAGUUCGAAAAAAACUGUGUUUAUUUCUCACUAAGUCCUAUUCUGACACGGAGUCGUAAAAGGGUGAAAACUCCGAGAGACAGAGAGAGGGGAAACGGACAGGGAGAAAAACAAAGAUGGCUGUGUGAGCCCGAGAGACGAGCCAACAACAACAACAACAAGCGUCCGCGGACCGGGAAAGACAUUUCGGGCCGCCGGAGCGGACACGCCGGACCUUGGGGUAGCCGAACCGAGCCGUUUGAUGGGAGAGAGCUCCCCCCGCCCUCCUUGAAAACAGCUGAGUUGUUUUUGUUCUGGCUGCCCACCCCCCCUACCGGAGCGCCGUGCUCCGGGCUCGGUGUCAACUAACUAGCCGCACCGUAAGUCCUCCCCAGUGGGUGACAUUUUGUCUUCACCUCGGUUGUGACUUGCAUAAGACCUUGAAAAUUACCCCUAAAAAUAACAAGUGCGCUAGCAUUACGCCGUAGCGUGAGGCCGGGUGUUAGCAGCCGACUAGCGAGCUAGCUGUCAAUUAGCCUCGAAGCUAGCCCACCACCUAAGAUAGAAGCAAUCUGUGGUGGAGGGGGGGAAGUACGUAGCAAGUUCUCGAACAAUUCGAAUGUCUGCCAUGGAAGACGAUGACUUGAUGUCCGCGCCCGGUGGCUCGUCGGCAGCAGUGGUGGCGGGGGCGGCCGAGGUGGCUGUGGCCGGGGCCGGGCUCGUCGGGCAGGAGGAGGUCGGAAUACGGCCCGAGGCGGACUCGGACGAGCCGCCCAAGAAGAAGACCAAAGUGCCCGAGGCGGAGUCCGGCAAACUGGAGGAGAGACUGUACUCUGUGCUCUGCUGCACCGUGUGCCUAGACUUGCCCAAGGCGUCUGUGUAUCAGUGUACCAACGGUCACCUGAUGUGCGCGGGCUGCUUCAUUCACCUGCUGGCUGACUCUCGCCUCAAGGAGGAGCAGGCCACGUGUCCCAACUGCAGGUGCGAGAUCAGCAAGAACCUGUGCUGCAGGAACCUGGCGGUGGAGAAGGCGGUCAGCGAGCUGCCCACAGAGUGCACGUUCUGCCUUAAACAGUUCCCCAGGUCCAGCCUGGAGAGACACCAGAAGGACGAGUGCCAGGACAGGGUGACGGUGUGCAAAUACAAGCGCAUCGGGUGCCCUUGGCAGGGGCCCUUCCACGAGAUGCCGGCCCACGAGGGCGAGUGCUCGCAUCCCACCAAGACGGGCACAGAGCUGAUGGGCAUCCUGGGCGAGAUGGACCAGAGCCACCGCAGGGACAUGCAGCUCUACAACAGCAUCUUCAGCCUCCUCUGCUACGAGAAGAUCGGCUUCACCGAGGUGCAGUUCAGGCCGUACCGCACCGACGACUUCAUCACGCGGUUGUACUACGAGACGCCGCGCUUCACCGUGCUCAACCAGACGUGGGUGCUGAAGGCGCGCGUCAACGACUCGGAGCGCAACCCCAACUUGUCAUGCAAGCGCACGCUCUCCUUCCAGCUCAUCCUCAAGAGCAAGGUGAACUCAGCGCUGGAGUGCUCCUUCCUGCUGCUGAAGGGCCCGUACGACGACGUGCGCAUCAAGCCAGUCAUCCAUCACUACGCCUUCAGCAACGACGACAGCGAGACCGACUACGUGCUGCUGCCCAUCUGCGACUCUGUUGAGUGCAACAAACUGCUCGCCGCCAAAAACAUCAACCUGCGCCUCUUCAUAUUCCAGGUCCAAAAGUAACGACACCCGACGACAACCACCACGACGAGGAGCGACAAGAGAAGACGGGACAGACAGACGCCACUCAACCACUGAUACCUCUUAACACGCACGCACGCCCACCCAAAACACACAAACACACACACUACUAAUCCAUUUACCUCCUACAACACGAGUGAGGAGACCCCCUUUGGAAACUCAAUUGACUUGGGGGGGGGGGGGUUGUGGUCCUGAGGUGGUCAGUGUGUAGCAGUUGGACACCCCGCACACCCGAGAGCCAAAAGUAGCACACAUGCGCACUACAGCAAUCAUGCGCGCCCGCGCGCGCAUGUGUGUGUGUGCACGCGUGUUGUCUAAAUGUGAAAACGAGUGUUGACUCGACUGAGCUGUGACGUGUGAUUGGGUGCGUGCUUGCGUGAUUCCCUAUUUUAUUUAUAUUUAACCAUACUGUUCAACACUUAAAAAUAAUAAUGUAUUCAUUGCUUUUGAGGCCUCCCAUAUUUUGUGUGUUCGUGUGUGUGUGUGUGACAAUAACCUUUUAAGUUUCUCCAGAUAAACAAGCCAUUUUUCUCACCACAAGUUAAAUCAUUGAAAUACUCUGGAAAAAAAAUUUGGUGUGAAAAUAUCUAGUCCAUUUAUAAUUUUUGUUUGAGUGUAUUAAAAAAAAAAAAUCUCACCUGCCUCUUUUCAAAUUUCAGUUUCGGCCAUAUUUUCACACAAUGUCGUAAAACACUUUAAAAAAAAGACCCUACUUAUUAUUAUUUUUUUUUUUGCCAAAUUAAUCAUGUUUGCAAAAUGUCUUUAGGUUAGACACAUUUUAAAUUCAAUUCUGAUCAAAAUAGUGGCAUGCCAGCAUCUUUUUUAAAAGCAUUGACAACAUUUUGGAGGGUAAAGAACCAAAUGUCACCAAAAAAACAUGACCUGUAUUCAAGAAUUCUGCUACGACCACCAAAGCUUUCCCAUCUGUAAAUUUUUCUUCUGCCACUAUCAAAUUUAUCCAUCUAUCCAUUAUCGAAGCCGGUUGAAAUGCCUCUAAAAAUAGCUUAACAUGUUUUUUUUGUUUUUUUUACAAAUUAUUUGUAACAUUUUAUUGGUGAGUAAUGCAUGAAAAUAAAAGGCAGCUUUCUCACCUGUGUUCCAAAACGGAUCCCUUUUUUUCUUGCCAUCAGUUUCAAAUAUUUCAAAUGUUUUAAAAAAGAAAAUUGUUCAUCUGGUACAUUAUUAGGGGUCACUAGUGCCAUUAAAGAAAACAUCAAAAUGGUUAAAAAAUUUUUCUUCUGAUCGUCAAUUCAAAAAUAGUUGAUCUUAAAAACAUGUUUCAAGUAUUUUGUUUGCAUUUUUCUCGGGGUAGAAGUAUUUCAUUCUGUUAGCAAGUUAUUUGGCUUUCUUCCUGUUUGAUAUUUUUCUUCACCCGUUUUCUCACAAGCAAUUUGCUUAAUAAUAGUGGCAUGUCGAAAAGGAUUUUGUGCAUCUGCUACAUUUUUUUCCACUGUAAAGUGUGUUUAUUAAAAAAAAAAAAAAAAGGUUAAAAAAAUGUAUGUUUUCACAACCCGAGUGUGUGUGCAUGUGUUUGUGUGUGACUGAAGGGAUGUUGCGGGGGUCCUCCACCUAAAAGCCAUUAUCCCACUGAGCAGCGAACAAUUCCGAGUGUUUUUGAAAGCGGUGAAUGUUGCGUUCACGUCAGCGUUUAUUUCAAUGUUCCAAUUGUUCGCCAGAGACAUUUCCAACCUUGUGGAAAGAAAAAAAAAAACUGACGUGAAUGUGCAUUUGUCUACCUUCGCCAACAGUAGGAAAUGUGCCCCGCUCAGUUGGAUAGGGGCUAAAAGUACAUUGGACUUUCAUGAAGGAGCAGAUGUUAUGUGAAUAGAAUCUACUGUAAAGCAGAUUGAAGAUGUCUCCUGAACUCUGCUGUAUUUUUGGGGGGUGUUUUCAUAAAGACAAAAAAAAAAAAAAAAGGCUGUGGACUUGCUCAUCUCACUCUGGCUGUACAUGUGCCUUUUAUUAUUAUGAUUAAUAUUAAAGCUCAUCAACCUG